GAAGAGGCACCCCUCGCCCUCAACAACAGAGGGUUAUUCUCCAGACCCCAUUCUUUAAUAGCAGGGCUACGGGCUCCUCCAGCUGCCAUUCUCUCACCCUUUGCUAAGGCUGCCAGGAAUGAAGAGGGGAGGGGAGAAGACGUGGGUGGUGGCAGGAGGCAGGGCCUGGGGGAGAGAGAGCUGGGACCCUGCUGGCUGCAGCCUGAGGACUCUUCCCUGACUCUUCCCCGUGUUGUUGGUGCUUCUGUUAGGCGCUGCCAGGAUGUGUGGCCGGUUCCUGAGGCAGCUGGUGGCUGAGGAGAGCCGGCACUCCACCUCCGUGGGACGCCUCCUGCUCCCCGUGCUCCUGGGGUUCCGCCUCGUGCUGCUGGCUGCCAGCGGGGCCGGGGUCUACAGCGACGAGCAGAGUGAAUUCGUGUGUCACACCCAGCAGCCAGGCUGCAAGGCCGCCUGCUACGAUGCCUUCCACCCCUUCUCCCCACUGCGCUUCUGGGUCUUCCAGGUCAUCUUGGUGGCUGUGCCCAGCGCCCUCUACAUGGGUCUCACUUUGUAUCAUGUCAUCUGGCUUUGGGAAGAGUCAGGAAAGGGGAAGGAGGAGGAGACUCUGAUCCGCCGAGGGGGGAAGAGCAGAGAUGCCUCCGGUCCUGGAAGCCCCAGGCUGCUCUGGGCCUAUGUGGCACAGCUGGGUGUGAGGCUGGUCCUUGAGGGGACAGCCUUGGGCGUGCAGUACCACGUGUAUGGGUUCAAGGUGCCCAGCUCCUUUGCAUGUCGCCGAGAGCCUUGCCUUGGUAGUAUAACCUGUUACCUGUCCCGCCCGUUUGAGAAGACCAUCUUCCUAAAGACCAUGUUUGGGGUCAGUGGGCUCUGUCUCUUGUUCACGCUUUUGGAACUUGUGCUCCUGGGCCUGGGGCGAUGGUGGAGGGCCCGGAAGCACAGAUCUCCCCCUUCUAAGUACUCCCCAACUUCAGAGAGCACCAGAAGACACAAGGAACCGACUGAAAACUUCCCAGCGGUGGAGACCAAAGAGCCGUUCCGAGAAGCAGAGUUAUGAAGCCACCUGGUUCGCCUCUGAAGGGAACUCUGCGAUUGGAUCUUCUUCUGAACAUCCAGUGAGUGGGGAUUUACUUCUGUGACAAAGGAGAGGCCGUUGAAGCAUCUCUAAGGGCCAUGGUGGGCCACGCUGCCUAAGUCUUCCUGGGAGAUUUCCCCCUUGUGCCUUCCUGCCAGAAUCCUCUGGCAUCAGCUUUACAAUGAUCAUGGGCUUGGUUCCAGACUUAGCCAGCAGAAGCCUCCGUAAAGCUGUGCUUCUCCCCUGUCCUGCGCAAUAAAUUCUGACCGCUGCUGUUGGCAUUCCUGUGGCUGAA
Neofelis nebulosa (Clouded leopard) is the source of this 1364-nucleotide messenger RNA. RefSeq names its product gap junction protein gamma 3 (gene GJC3). Gene Ontology annotation, biological process: cell communication. Lineage: Eukaryota; Metazoa; Chordata; Mammalia; Carnivora; Felidae. The record is from RefSeq and is a predicted model, not a curated record. Gene Ontology annotation, cellular component: connexin complex. The transcript has 3 exons. Bases 263 to 1051 code for a protein of 262 amino acids.